AUGCCGCCCGCAUGGGCCCUCGGACGGGCGCUGAGCCGGACUCGGGGCGUCCCCCAUCCCACCAAAGCCCGACCACGCCCAAUAUGUCUCUUCUGUUCGCUCUCGACCCCGCGACGACUCCCUUUACUGUCUACGACGAUACCAACCACAACACCACUCCUUCGAACCCAACGAACCCCCUACUCAGCUCUAACCCAAACACAACAUAAACACUCCCGCGAAUACUCCUCCUCAUCCACAACAACCAACCUUCGUAGCGACCCCCGCGUCGACCUCCACAACGCCCUUCGCGACCUCCAAACUCUCGCACCCGCCCACGUCCACCUCGCCCGUCUACAGCUCGCCCUGCGCAACCUCUCUGAGCCGCCGGGCCACGAGUCGAUCCGCGUUGCUGUUCUUGGCGUGCCGCCUUCUACAGGCCCAACAGCCGCAGCAACAGCAACAGCCCGCCGUCUCCUCCAACUCGCCCUCGCCGACCCGCUCCAGCCCGCCGCGCCAUGGGAAGCAAGGCUAGUAGAAGGGCGCGAAUUCAACGAUCACGACGGUGAACAUGCGCAGGCGUUGAUUGUGCGGGUUGUCGGGGCGGCUGAACAAGGAGGUGUGGUGUUGGAUGGCACAAGGACCGGAGCGGCCAGAGCUACGGUUGAAAUUGGCAUUGAAACAGCCAAGGAACAUGCGAUUCCCGAGUUGAAGGUUACUGCGCCGGCGCUGAAGGGGGCCGAGGUUGAGAUGCUUGUUGGUGUGCUACCUACGGCUGCUGUGGCUGCUGGAGCUGGAACCGGCGGGGCUAGUGCUGUGGAUGAUGCGGUGUUGGUGCCGACGCCGGGUGUUGCGGCCACGACGGCGGGGCAUGUCGCGCCGGUGGAAACUCCCGUGCAUAUGGCGUUGUUGGUUGGGGACGGGGUACGCGGGGCUGCGGAGAUUCUGGGGCUGUCGGUUGUGGAAGGGCGGGAUGUGAUUCUGGGCGCGGUGCAGUUUGACAAUGUUGGGGAGCAGGACUUGGAGGGAUGUCCGGUGGUUGCUGUGAAUCUGGAUACGGCGGCUGAGGGACUGGCCUUGUUCCGGGCUAACGUGGGCAACGCGAUGCGGUAUGAGGCACUGUGGACAGAGGCGAAUAUCAGUCAAAUCAGUGAGUGGUUGAAGAAGGGCGUGUUGCCGAACGAGGAUGGCGAUGGAACGUUGAAAGCGCCAGUCCGGAACCUCAUCACCUCGCUACUGCGGAGUGCAAGGACGGCCGUCCAGGAAGAAGAAACCCGCAUCUUGGGAGCACAGCCGAACACCACAACCAAAGGCUCUUCUCCCACGUCAGUGGCCCAUCUCGACCAGGCCCUCACAGACUGGGCCCAGGGGGCCCACCAAGAGCUUCAGCAGCAGCUCGAUGCCGCGUUUACCACACGCCCGUGGAGUAGGCUCAGGUGGUGGAAGCUCUUUUGGCGUGCCGACGACGUGGGCAUGGUCACGUCCGAGCUGGUCGGCCUCCGGUUUCUUCCCCAGGCCGAGAAGGACCUGAUCUACCUCGCUGGUCGCAUCCAGGAAGCGAGCGGCGGCGGACCACCACCUCAAUACACCGCGCCGUCAGCUCUCGAUACGCCCUCAACUACCUCAUCUACUUCAACCAGAUCCACAUCCACAUGCCCGCCCUGGCCCACCACAAUCCCCCACACCCGCACCUACCUCCAAACACGCACCGUCCCCGCCCUCCAAGCCCUAGCCCAAACCCUCGUCCUCCAAUCUGCCACCCUCGCCGGUCUCACCUCUACCCUAGCCGCCCUCUCCUAUCUCUCCUCCGUCGGCGCCUACGAGUGCGGCGCCAUCGCCGCGUUGGGCCUGGUCCUCAGUUUCAGGCGGUUUCAGCGGAAGUGGGAUGCUGCGAGGAUGUAUUGGGAGGGGGAGGUUAGGGAGGAGGGACGGAAGGCGAUCCGCGCUGCGGAGGGGAGUGUUGCAGGGGUUUUGGAGGGGUUUGUUAAGGGGGGGGGGAAAGGGGGGAGUGGUGGGGAGGUUGGGGGGAGGGUGAGGGAGUUGGAGGAGGUUAGGAGGGUUAUUGAGCGGGCGGAGGAGGCUUUGGGGCGGUUGAAGUGA
Messenger RNA from Dichotomopilus funicola, 2079 nucleotides. RefSeq lists its product as uncharacterized. The record is from RefSeq and is a predicted model, not a curated record. NCBI's taxonomy places the organism in Eukaryota, Fungi, Ascomycota, Sordariomycetes, Sordariales, Chaetomiaceae. The transcript is spliced from 2 exons. Bases 1 to 2079 code for a protein of 692 amino acids.